Messenger RNA from Bradysia coprophila, 1139 nucleotides. Its product is annotated as polyubiquitin-B. Gene Ontology annotation, molecular function: protein binding. NCBI's taxonomy places the organism in Eukaryota, Metazoa, Arthropoda, Insecta, Diptera, Sciaridae. The record is from RefSeq and is a predicted model, not a curated record.
UUUUGAGCAGCAAACAACUCAAUCUAACACAACCAAGUGUGAUCAAAGUAAAAAGAAAUUCUUGAAGAAAAAUUUCGAAAAUCUAAAGUCAAAAAUUCCAAAUUCAGUGAACAUUUGCAACAAUUUAAUUGUUAACAAAAGCAAACCAAAAGUAAACCAAAAUGCAAAUUUUCGUCAAAACCUUGACUGGCAAGACCAUCACUUUGGAGGUUGAACCGUCGGACACCAUUGAAAACGUGAAGGCCAAGAUACAAGACAAGGAGGGAAUUCCUCCAGAUCAGCAACGUUUGAUCUUCGCCGGCAAGCAGUUGGAAGAUGGUCGUACAUUGAGCGACUAUAACAUCCAGAAAGAGUCGACCUUGCAUUUGGUCCUUCGUCUCCGUGGUGGCAUGCAAAUCUUCGUCAAGACUUUGACUGGCAAGACCAUCACUUUGGAGGUCGAACCCAGCGAUACCAUCGAGAACGUUAAGGCUAAGAUUCAAGACAAGGAGGGAAUUCCUCCAGACCAGCAACGGUUGAUCUUUGCCGGAAAACAAUUGGAAGAUGGUCGUACCUUGAGCGACUACAACAUCCAGAAAGAGUCGACCUUGCAUUUGGUCCUUCGUCUCCGUGGUGGCAUGCAAAUCUUCGUCAAGACUUUGACUGGCAAGACCAUCACUUUGGAGGUCGAACCCAGCGAUACCAUCGAGAACGUCAAGGCCAAGAUCCAAGACAAGGAGGGAAUUCCUCCAGAUCAGCAGCGAUUGAUCUUUGCUGGCAAGCAGUUGGAAGAUGGUCGCACGUUGAGCGACUAUAACAUCCAGAAGGAGUCGACACUCCACUUGGUCCUUCGUCUCCGCGGAGGAAUGCAAAUUUUUGUCAAAACCUUGACUGGCAAGACCAUCACUUUGGAGGUUGAACCGUCCGACACCAUUGAAAACGUGAAGGCCAAAAUCCAAGACAAGGAGGGAAUUCCUCCAGAUCAGCAACGUUUGAUCUUCGCCGGCAAGCAGUUGGAGGAUGGUCGUACAUUGAGCGACUAUAACAUCCAGAAGGAGUCAACUUUGCAUUUGGUCCUUCGUCUUCGUGGAGGAUCAAACUAAAUUAUCGGAAAAUCUGUCUUUUCACCUGAAUAUAGAAUUUUGAAUUGAAACGAAAAA